Molecule: messenger RNA, 5012 nt
Organism: Carassius carassius (crucian carp)
Lineage: Eukaryota; Metazoa; Chordata; Actinopteri; Cypriniformes; Cyprinidae
Gene: slc4a8
Product: solute carrier family 4 member 8
Exons: 25
Coding region: 255-3572 (1105 amino acids)
Biological process (GO): transmembrane transport; bicarbonate transport; monoatomic anion transport
Cellular component (GO): plasma membrane
Molecular function (GO): solute:inorganic anion antiporter activity; sodium:bicarbonate symporter activity; monoatomic anion transmembrane transporter activity
Source: RefSeq, a predicted model, not a curated record
AGUACCUCUUUCCAAGUCCUGGAGAGCGCGCGCCUAACAACAGCAUUAAAGUAUAGAAAGGGCGAAUGCGCGUGUACACCUCAAUGUUAGUUUAAGAAGGGAUCAAGAGUAGCCUACUUCAUGUCUAACCGUAUAUGCAUCAAGUGAUCUGGAGUUUCUCGACAGGAACUGCAAAUCUGAUCCGCGUCGCUGUAUUCCUUCUGUGCAAGCUGCGAUCAACGCACCUUUGACUCUGCUUUAAAACGGAGUUAAGCAUGCCUGCCGAGAACAGCGACCAGGAGAGCAUGCUGAGCUAUCAGAGGCCUGAUGAGGAGGCUGUGGUGGACCAUGGUGGCACCAGCUCAGUUCUAAAUAUCCAUUAUGAGAAAGAAGAGCUAGAGGGUCACAGGACUCUGUUUGUGGGUGUACGGAUGCCCAUGGGCAGGCCGUCUCAUCGUCAUCACCGGCCGCACAGCUCCAAACACAGAAGAAGAGCUGAGAGGAUGCGGGCUGGAAGUGUGGCUCAAGAAGACACGAACACAGAAAGUGCCGCAACAUCGCACGAUACUCCAUCCCAGAGGGUUCAGUUUAUUCUGGGCACUGAAGAGGAUGAGGAGCAUGCAGCACAUGACCUCUUCACAGAACUUGACGAAAUCUGUGUUAAAGACGGCAAAGAUGCAGAGUGGAAGGAAACUGCGAGGUGGUUAAAGUUUGAGGAGGAUGUGGAAGAUGGAGGGGAAAGGUGGAGUAAGCCGUAUGUAGCUACACUCUCUCUCCAUAGUCUGUUUGAGCUACGGAGCUGUAUCAUUAAUGGAACUGUCCUGUUGGACAUAAAGGCCAGCUGCAUUGAGGAAAUUGCAGAUUUGGUGCUUGACCAUCAGGAGGCAGCUCAUGAACUGGAUGACAGUGUGAGAAUGAAGGUUCGAGAGGCACUUCUGAAGAAGCAUCACCACCAGAGUGACAAGAAGAGGAACAACCUGCUGCCCAUGGUCAAGUCCUUUACUGACUCAGGCAGGAAACAGAGUGAUCCUCAUCACAUGGACAAGGCGGGUCCUGCCACUUCUCCCCAGCCUCCACCUACAAAUCUAGAUGUAAAGAUCGGAGCAGUGGAUAAUGGCCAGAUGGAUCUCAGCAAGGUGGACACACAUUUCAUGAAAAAGAUCCCCACUGGAGCAGAAGCUUCCAAUGUGCUGGUUGGGGAGCUGGACUUUUUAGAGAGAUCCAUUGUUGCAUUCAUUCGCCUGUCUCCUGCUGUACUGCUUACAGGACUCACUGAAGUUCCCAUUCCCACUAGAUUUGUGUUCAUUUUGCUUGGUCCUGAUGGAAAAGCCCAACAGUACCAUGAGAUCGGUCGCUCCAUGGCCACCAUCAUGACCGAUGAGAUUUUCCAUGAUGUUGCAUAUAAGGCCAAGAACAGAAGUGAUUUGUUGGCUGGUAUAGAUGAGUUUCUGGAUCAAGUGACAGUUUUGCCUCCAGGGGAAUGGGACCCAUCUAUACGCAUAGAACCUCCUAAAAGUGUCCCAUCACAGGAGAAAAGAAAGAUGCCAGGAGUGCCGAAUGGAACAGCUGUUCCUGUUGAGGAAGAGCAGCAUGGAGAACACCAUGGACCAGAACUGGAGAGAACUGGAAGGCUGUUCGGAGGACUGAUUCUGGAUGUGAAAAGAAAAGCUCCAUUUUAUUUGAGUGAUUUUAAAGACGGUCUGAGUUUGCAGUGUGUAGCUUCUUUUCUGUUUCUGUACUGUGCCUGUAUGUCUCCUGUUAUCACCUUUGGAGGACUUCUGGGAGAGGCUACAGAAGGACGCAUUAGUGCGAUUGAAUCUCUUUUAGGAGCGUCUAUGACUGGAGUAGCAUACUCUCUGUUCGCUGGACAGCCCCUAACUAUACUGGGCAGCACUGGACCUGUUCUUGUGUUUGAAAAAAUUCUCUUUAAGUUCUGCAAAGACUACGAUCUCUCGUACCUGUCCCUGCGCACUUGUAUCGGUCUGUGGACGGCUUUCCUGUGUCUGAUUCUUGUUGCAACGGAUGCUAGUUCCUUGGUCUGUUACAUCACACGUUUCACAGAGGAAGCGUUUGCUGCGCUUAUAUGUCUUAUCUUCAUUUACGAAGCACUAGAGAAACUUUUUCAUCUUAGAGAACUGUACCCCAUCAACAGACAUGCCGAUCUAGACAAACUAACACUGGUCUACUGUAGGUGUGCAGAGCCUGAUAACCCCAGUAAUAAAACACUAGAACUGUGGAAUCAAAGGAAUAUAACAGCCUCUGCAGUGCCAUGGAGCAACCUCACCGUAUCGGAGUGUUUAGAUCUCCAGGGGCAGUUUAUUGGAUCGGCGUGUGGACACCAUGGUCCCUACACUCCUGAUGUGCUCUUCUGGUCGGCCAUCUUGUUUUUUGGUACCUUUUUCUUGUCUACCUUCCUGAAACAAUUCAAGACUAGCAAAUACUUCCCAACACGGGUACGGUCAAUGAUCAGUGAUUUUGCUGUGUUCCUCACAAUUGUUUUCAUGGUCCUGAUUGAUUAUUUAAUUGGAGUUCCAUCCCAAAAGUUACAAGUGCCCAGCAACUUCAAGCCCACGCGUGAUGACCGUGGUUGGUUCAUUAACCCUAUUGGGCGAAACCCUUGGUGGACUGUACUGGCUGCCUUAAUACCAGCUCUUCUCUGCACCAUCCUCAUCUUCAUGGACCAGCAGAUCACCGCUGUCAUAAUUAACCGCAAGGAACACAAACUGCUAAAAGGUUGCGGGUACCAUUUGGAUCUUCUGAUGGUUGGAGUGAUGAUGGCUGUAUGUUCCAUAAUGGGGUUACCCUGGUUUGUUGCAGCAACCGUCCUAUCAAUUACCCAUGUUAACAGCUUGAAGUUAGAGUCUGAAAGCUCCGCCCCUGGAGAGCAACCUCGAUUUUUGGGUAUUAGAGAGCAGAGGUUGACUGGUCUGGUCAUUUUUCUACUCAUGGGCUUAUCUGUGUUCAUGACUGGAGCAUUACAGUUCAUCCCCAUGCCAGUUCUCUAUGGUGUUUUUCUUUAUAUGGGCGUCUCAUCUCUGAAAGGCAUUCAGUUCUUUGACCGUCUGAAAUUGUUUGGCAUGCCAGCGAAGCACCAACCAGACUUUAUUUAUCUACGUCAUGUUCCUCUUAGGAAGGUUCACCUGUUCACUCUGACCCAACUUACCUGCCUUGUGCUGCUCUGGGUCAUCAAAACUUCCCCUGCUGCAAUCGUCUUCCCUAUGAUGGUUCUGGCGUUAGUGUUCAUCCGUAAGCUGCUGGACUUCUGUUUUUCCAAACGGGAGCUUAGUUAUCUUGAUGAUCUGAUGCCUGAGAAUAAAAAGAAGAAGCUGGAUGAUGAUUCCAAAAAGACAGAGGAGCAAGAAUCACAGGAGAUGCUGGUUGAUGACUCUGAGAAAUUACAAGACACACUGCAGAUCCCAUUGGAGAACAAACCUCUACACUCACCUCGAACCCCAGACCCCAGGACUGAUCCCUCUGAUAUUAACAUAUCUGAUGAAAUGUCUAAAACUACUGUGUGGAAAUCCCUCAAUUCCGAUCACAAGGACACACAACGCUGUGGCAAGGCAAGGACUCUCGCUCUUUCCAUUCUUUAAUGGAGGUUCCGUGAAGUAACCCUGCAGAAAGAAGAAAUAACGUUCUUAGCAUCAGUUGUAUGAAGUCCGGCUGACUUACAGAAGCAGCCAUGUGCUAAAAACACACAGAUAUUAGUUCACUCUUCUCACACACGUGUUUCUGUACAGCUGUGUGAGAUAUAUUGGUGUGUCAGUGUAUGUGUGAAUAUGUGUAACAUAUUCUCCUACCAAAUCCAGGUUAUUUUUAAUGUUUCAUUGAGUUUUAGCAGACAUAGGCGUCUCUGUGCUGUGCUGUAGUGUACAUGUAUUUUUCUGGUAAUUGGUCUGGUCUUUUCUGGUCUCAUUUAUAGAAUAAUACAGUUGUUUAAAUGUUCUCAUUUUAACUAUAUACUUGCUGUAGAUAUUACUGUAAAUGUGUCGUUUGUUCAUGGUCAAAAAUCCAUGAUAAGUACGUGUGUUUAAGCCAAAUGGCCGGUCAAAAUAACGAACUUGGUUUGAUCUCUUUUUGUGCCAGUAUAAAUAGCCAUCGCUUAAAUUAGUCCAACCUGGCCAUGAACCAAAUCGGUCCUUAUCCAGUAGACGGACUUGUCUAUUUUUAUUGCGUGUGUUGUAUUGAAACUUGUUAAUAUUGAGCAAUAAAAGGCUUCUAUAGGGUUAGGUCACCAGGGACACUGAUGGAGAAGUAUGAACUCUGUUGUGAUUGUUUUUACCACCAUUAUAAAGUCACCCCUCCCCUACUUGUAAGAACAGACUGGUCAAAUCUCCAUUAAGAUGCACCAUCCAAAUUUAAGGCACAAGGUUUAAGGGUAAACUGGACUGUUCAGGUUCUCAUUUGAAGACCCUUUCCAGUCACGAGUCCCAGUAAUAAGCCAUCUCCACUAGACUACCUCCCCACACUUUUAAAACUCAGAGCCACAGUAGUUUCUGCACUGAAAGAGGUAAAAAUAUGGUUGUGUUUUUAACCUCAGUGAAAUAACACUUUAUUUACAGUUGCACUUUGUGUAGAUAUAUAUACGCAUAUGAUUUUAUAUUUUGAAGGGAAUUAUUAUAUAGAGUAUAACAGUGUGAAACAAUUAUUUUAAGUAAGGCAUUUUCUUUUUUAUAUAAAUGUAUUUUAAUAAAAUGAGUUGAGCAGAUACAGUAAGACACUGGCUGUUAAUAUGAAUGGGUUUCUUACAGGACCAGUUGUCUGUAAGUAGUAGUUUCACUUUAUUCAACUGCCUUCAGAUUAUAGGAGAAUGUCAAAAUUUAAUUCGGAAUGUCGACUCAGCUUUGGAAUGUUGAGGAAUGAGGAAUUUUCCCAGCAUGACAUUAAGCUAUAAAUGAUCUUGUCCCCUCCAUGGCUUUCUUGUUUACAGAAAUGUUUUCAUUGACUUGAUUGUACAUGUUAUCUUAAUGCUGGGAUGUGCUCAAAGAGAGUGUCUGUUUCACUCUAAUAAAUCUGAGAUUUUCUGAAUGAGA